Messenger RNA from Salmo salar (Atlantic salmon), 1488 nucleotides. RefSeq names its product visinin. The record is from RefSeq and is a predicted model, not a curated record. Gene Ontology annotation, molecular function: calcium ion binding. Lineage: Eukaryota; Metazoa; Chordata; Actinopteri; Salmoniformes; Salmonidae.
GGCAAUAGAAAAUAAGGACAUAUUACGACAUUACAUGGACAUUACAUAAAAUAUAUUUUGUGUGUGCUAACGUGUAGACAUGGAAUGAUCGAGAAACAAAAAGAAGCAGAUAAGAAGUUCAUUUGGGUGUGUUUGUGGCUUAGCGCCUUAACAAUCCUGUGUAAUUGACUUAGCCCAGCCGGCAGAUGUAACGGAAUCCCACUUUGCUCUCCGCUGACCACGAAUAUCACUUCUAUCUUGACUUGUCUUCUCUGAGUCACUCACACAGUUGCUUUUCAAGGGGUCAAGCGAAAAGCCUGCUUACAGAGAGAAGGACCCAGCCUCCCAGCUUCUGGAUAUCGUAUAUUGUCGGGACGUACAAAAAUAACCCACAUCACAGUCCGUGUUGAUAUACAUUUGCCCUUUAAAAGACACAUCAGGGGGCUAUUUCUUUGUCCUGAAAACAUAACAUGGGGAACGCCAAGAGCAGCGCCGUCUCCAAGGAGAUCCUGGAAGACCUGAAGCUCAGCACCAAGUUCACUGAGACGGAGAUCACCCAGUGGUACGAGAGCUUCCAGAAGUCAUGUCCCUCUGGACGUAUCACGCCCAAGGAGUUCGAGGUCAUCUACAGCCGCUUCUUCCCCGAGAGCAACGCCCAGACGUACGCGCAGCACGUCUUCCGUUCUUUCGACACCAACGAUGACGGCACUCUGGACUUCAAGGAGUACAUAAUUGCGCUGCACCUGACGUCCACGGGCAAGACCACCAGGAAGCUGGAGUGGGCCUUCUCGCUGUUCGACGUGGACAAGAACGGAUACAUCACCAAGUCGGAAGUGACCGAGAUCUGCAGCGCUAUUUUCAAGCUAAUUCCCAAGGAUAAACAGGCUGAGCUGCCCAACGACGAGAACACACCGGAGAAGAGGGCCAACAAACUCUGGACAUUCUUUGAGAAAGAAGACAAUGAGCGAAUUGCAGAAGGAGAGUUCAUCAAGGGUGUGAUGGACAAUGAGGAUGCGCUUCGCCUCAUUCAAUAUGAACCUGCCAACAAGUAACCCUCUGCUAAUAAAGUCCAAUGGUCAUAGGACAUGACCGUAAGUGUUGACCAUAGGAGUUGACAAGACAGCACAAAUAGAUCUGGGAUCAGGUUCCUACAUUCCACAUUCCCCGCCCCUAUCCUCAACUUACCCAUCUUAAUGCAGAAAGUAUUUCGUUUUAAUCCCAGUCUAACUUAAAUGUUUAUCGGACUUCGGUUCAAAUAGAAUGUUUUGCUCCAACUACUUUAGCUGUGCUUGAUUGUAAAAACAUACGAUAAACCCUCAACCCUGGUGUUGCAAGCGCCAUGCUCUACCAACUGACCUACACGGGACAUUACUUUUUACUGUAUACUGGUAUUGUUUAUACUGUAUACUGGUAUUGUUUUUACUAUAUACUGUAUACUGGUAUUGUUUUUACUACAGUUGAAGUUGGAAGUGUACAUGCACCUUAGCCAAAUACAUUUAAACUCAGUUU